Molecule: messenger RNA, 5330 nt
Organism: Oncorhynchus keta (chum salmon)
Lineage: Eukaryota; Metazoa; Chordata; Actinopteri; Salmoniformes; Salmonidae
Product: zinc finger protein 177-like
Exons: 3
Coding region: 3473-4513 (346 amino acids)
Biological process (GO): regulation of transcription by RNA polymerase II
Molecular function (GO): DNA-binding transcription factor activity; RNA polymerase II cis-regulatory region sequence-specific DNA binding
Source: RefSeq, a predicted model, not a curated record
GGUCAGCCGCCAUGCCGUCUCCUCGUGGAUUGCAAUGUAAUCGGGUCCUAAAAGGCAGAUUUACCGAUUUGUUAUGAAAACUUGAAAUCAGCCCUGAUUAAUCGGUUGACUUCUAUUCCAUACAUGUUUCAUUUUAAAACAAAGGAGUUUAAUCUACCUGCUUAACUAUUUAUCUGUAUAUGGAAUUGUAUUUUGUUUAAAAAAAAAAAAAUUCUUAAUCUUUACAGGAAAAUGCCACGGCCCCUAUCUGAUGUGUGGAGCCAUUUCACUGCAGCUAAUGUAGAAGGAAAAGCUGUGUACAUUUGCUAAUAUUGUGACAAAUCAUGUGUGAAGAAUGCAACAAAGAUGCAGAAUCAUCUGGCCAAGUGCAUAAAGUUCCCUCAGCGCUCACAACAAGCAACCUCUGACAAAAGUCCCUCUUCUAUUCAAGGUGAAAAUUAUGAAUCAGACACCUUAUUGAUAGCAACAGCUCAUGGUCCUCCUGGAAUCAGAUUUUUUUUAACUCAAUGGAUGAACGUAGUCAGAAAUGCUGAUGAAUGUCUUGCUCGAGCUGUGUAUGCAACUGGUUCACCUCUGAUGCUCACAGGCAAUGUGUAUUAGAAGAGAUGUUCUUCGCCCAGCAUACACCCCUCAUCUACUCAUUUGCUGGAUAUAGAGUUUAAGUGAAGGUCAAGCAAAUCUUAGAGAGAGCAGACAGUAUUGCAAUCAUCUCUGAUGGGUGGUCAAAUGGUCGUUGGCAAUGAAUAAUUAACUACAUCUCCACCCCUCAACCAGACCAGCUGAAGGCAGUCAUCAAUGACCUUGGACCACAGAAGGUAUUUGCACUGGUGACAGACAAUGCAGUGAACAUGAAGGCUGCUUGGUCUAAAGUGGAGGAGUCCUACCCUCACAUCACACCCAUUGGCUGUGCUGCUCAUGUAUUGAAUGUGCUCCUCAAGGACAUCAUGGCACUGAAAACAAUGGAUACACCCUACAAGAGAGCCAAGGAAAUGGUUAGGUAUAUGAAGUGUCAUCAAGUUAUAGCAGCAUUCUACCUCACCAAGCAAAGUGAGGGGGCGGCAGGUAGCCUAGUGGUUAGAGCCUUGGACUAAUAACCGAAAGGUUGCAGGAUCGAAUCCCUGAGCUGACAAGGUAAAAAUCUGUUGUUCUGCCCCUGGACAAGGCAGUUAACCCACUGUUCCUAGGCCAUCAUUGUAAAUAAUAGUUAUUAACUGACUUGCCUAGUUAAAUAAGAUAAAAAGUGAGAAGAUAAGAUUACCACAUUGAAGCUGCCCAGCAACACCUUUUGGGGUGGUGUUGUCAUCAUGUUUGACAGUCUCCUGGAGGGUAACGAGUCUCUCCAAGAAAUGGCCAUAUCACAGUCUGCUGAUAUGGACAGCCCCAUCAAGAGGAUCCUCCUGAAACCUAUAGAAGUAGCCAUUGCAUGGAUUGAGGGAGACAAUGCCAUCCUGUCUGAUGUUUAGAUUUAAGAGAAGAAAUCUGUACUGCCCUUCACUGUUGCUCCAAGCAGAGGAAACUGCAGUUCUGAAAUACAUCAAAAACAUGAAGACUUCUGCCUGAAGCCCAUAAAAGCUGCAGUAUACAUAUUGGACCCAAUGCUGGCAAGAGCAUCCUGUCUGGUGCAGAGAUCAACAAGGCCUAUGGUGUCAUCACUACCGUGUAUUGCCGCCUGGAUGAGGGCAAGGUUCUUGGCAGUCUGGCAAAGUACACUUCCAAGCAAAGGCUUUGGGAUGGAGAUGCAAUAUGGCAGUCAUGCCAACAUACCUCAUCAGCCACUUGGUGGAAGGGACUUUGUGGAUCUGAGGCUUUUUUCCCUGUUGCCUCCAUCCUCCAAAUCCCACCAACAUCAGCCGCCUCAGAGCACAACUGGCCCUUGUUUGCGAACACACACACCAAAACACGCAACAGGCUGACCAAUACAAAAUGGAAAGUGACAGUGAAGAUGAGGCCUCAGAGUCUGAUGGUCAAGAGGUGGACAUUGAGGUCCAGGGAGAAGACAUGUGAAGCUUGAGAGGAAGACAACCAAAGCUUUAGUUUCUAGACAUCAUUUUACAGAUGUAUGUUGAAAACGUUUUGGGAGAUGCGAUGGAUCAUUGGGGAUCAUUCAAUCUUCCCUUUUCAUCGUUCAGUGAAAUCAUCCCAUAUAAUUUUAUUAAAGUUCAAUUUCGUAACUAAAAUGAUUUGUAUUUUUUUAUAUUGGAAGGAUUUAAUCAUCAUUUGCAAAUUUGUCUACUUAUGAUAAGGUAAAAUGUUUGUUUUUGUCUCCAUAUGAUAUGGUAAAUCUAUCCAAAGUAAAAAGCAUUUCAAUUGUGUUAAUAUUUGCAUAUAUUUCCGUUAUUUCCCAUAUAUUCCCCAAAAUGUGAAAUCCUAGGGGUGAGACACACUUUGCUACGGGGUUCUGGGGGCAUGCCCCCAGACUUUUUUGAGAAAAGUAUACAGGCAACAGAGAAUUUUUUUGUUUUUUUGUUAAUUUACUGCAAUUCUACUAAUCUUGCCAUAUGGCAUAGAGAACAAUUUGCAGUUUUACAGCUAAUUUCCUUAAAUUCUACACAUUUUGCCAUAGGGUGGUGAGAAAUGUGUGCAAUGUUUUUGGUUAUGGUAUUGAGUGACAGUGAAUAACAAAAUCAAUGGUGGCUCCCCAGUCGGUAAUUUAACCAUGAUUACCACAAGUUUAGAUUGGUAAAUUAGUCAAGCCAGCUAAAACAUGGGCUAAUUGACUGACAUAACAAUAUUUAUUUAAUUUUUAAUUGCACCUAUUCUACUUUUCUAAUUCUCAGUAAAUUUAGACCCUGACUUUUAAACUGCGCACCCAUAAUCCAAUGUUAUUUAAAGCUUUUACUACCUACUUGUGCUUGUCCUGAUUGUUAGAGUUGUCAGUUGGAUUUGGAAUCUAUAGUUUUUUAGAUGUUUAAAUUUUUUGUGUCCCUUGCUAAAAAGAAAGCAUCGUUGCAGCUCUUUCUCCAUUAAGAAACAAAGCCUCCCUUGGCAGAGGUCGGGUAAAACUCUAAAAAUAAACAUACAGAUUUCAGCACCCAAAGAAAAGCUUGCAGCUAUACGGCAAACAUAGGUACAAAGAAAUAAUUAAAGAAUGGACAUUUUCAAGUAUAGAUUCUAACCGACUCGAUGUCGUUGGUGGACACUCAUCGCAACUCAAAUUUCUGCCACUUAUAACUAAUUUCUUGCAUUUCAACAUUUUUUUAAAUGACCCAUUGCCCUUCUAACCAUAAUAUUUUUUUAAAGAAUGGCACCAUGUUCAAAAGUUGUGGCUAAAUCACUGUUGGCUCAAGUUGAACAGUUUUAUACCCUCAGCAUAUGAUCAAAUGAUGUGCUCAACAGGAGUUGCAUAGGCCUUUAUCUGAAGGAGUUAUUGGCUAAUUCAUGUUAUUUUUAGGCUGCAUUUUGUGAUGACGUUGAUCUAUCAGGUUUGACAAGCACCUUUAUUAGGGCUCUGAUUGAUAACCACUUUGUAGGGAUGGUGAGAUCCAGAGGCAGAUGUUGCAGACCUUUACAGUGCAAUCCUCUGAAUACUGAGAUGUUCACCAUCAUAGAACUGAUUCUGUUUUUUGAACUUUCUGACCUCCAGCAGCGUACUCUCUCUGUAUCUGAAGAGGAGGUUCCCCCUGAGCAGCAGCAGUGUGAGCAGGAGUGGAGCCCCAGUCUGGGACCGGAGGACACAGAGCCCACACAGAUUAAAGAGGAAGAGGAGGAAUUCAGGACCACUCAGGAGGAAGAGCAGAGUCAUGGGUUUGAGACUGAUACUAAAGACUCCAUAUUCACUGCUGGCUGUGUGAAAAAUGACUGUGAUGAGGACCCAACUCAUCCCUCACGUCUCUAUCAAGCCCAAAAGGAAGGAAAUGGCAAGAGAGACCAUAUAACUGAACAGAUCACAACACAACCUGAUGGAGAGGACUACAUAGAAUCAGAACCAAUCAGUGUCUCCCAGCCCCUCUCUGCAGUAAAUCCAGAUGCAGCUCAGAGUGAAAACAUUGAAAGUGUAGGUGGUAUGGAGACUGGAGGACCUCUGUCAGGUUUUAAGCCAGUCAUAUCAAAGAGAUCAGAGAUGGCAAAAGGACAAAGGUCCCAUAUCAAUACUAAGGGUAAGACAUCGACACAAUUCUCCCUCCUGAAAUCACCCAGUCAAAGUCAUGCUACUUCCUAUUGUUCCUGCGCUGUUUGUGGUACAUGCUUCAACCAGAAUGAAGAUCUGAAAAGACACAUGAGGAGCCACACAGGAGAGAAUCCAUAUUAUUGUCAUGAUUGUGGCAAAACAUUCAUUCGGAGUGGACAUCUAAAAAUACAUAUGCGGAUUCACACAGGGGAGAAACCUUUUAAUUGUCGUCAUUGUGGCCAAGGAUUCAACCAGAAUGGAAAUCUAAAAAGACACAUGAGGAUUCACACAGGAGAGAAACCAUAUCACUGUCAUUUUUGUGGCAAAGGAUUCUGCAACAGCAGUAAUCUGAAAAAACACAUAAGGAUUCACACAGGUGCAGGGUUUGGGUCAAUUCCAAUUUAGUUAGAAAUUCCAAUUCUUGAAUUCACUCAAGAAGUGGAGAAUUUAAAUUGAAUUCAAAUUUCAACAAUCUUUAAGUUACGGAAUUGGAAUUAGACUGAGUUGGAAUUGUAAAAACAUUUCAUCUUUGGAAUUAAAUGAAAAUGUAUGGAAUUUAUGCACUUAGAAUUUUUCUAUUGCAGGAUUCGUUUUAAAUCAUUUCAACUUGUAAUUAUAUAUUUACACUAUAGCUAAGCGGUCUGAACACUGACAUGAUCAGCCAGAAAGAAGCCUGAAUGAAUUUGUGGAAUUGGGGAUAAUAUUCAAUUGGGAAUUGAGUUCCUGGAAUUUACCAAACAUUGGAAUUGGGACGAAUUUAAUUACUGAUCUGGAAUUUGAAUUUACAGGGAGAGGGAAUUGAAUUAGAACUGAAUUUGUGGAAUUAACCCCAACCCUAUACGGGGGGAGAGAAGCCAUUUCACUGCCCUGAUUGUGUCAAAACACUAAUGUUACAACUCGAUCAACAAAUUAAUUCACACAGAGGAGAAAUAAGACUUACUGCCCUAACUGUGGCACAGGCUUCAAUCCGAUUGACCAUCAAAAGAUACACAAGGACUCACACGGGAGAAAUGAUAUCAUUGCCGUGUUGAUGACUGAUAUUUCAGGAAUGACACAAAUCCAAAAAGUACUCACAUGGGAGAAACAAUUAAGAUGCAAUGAUUGAUAUGCUUAAGUGGGUCCAUUCAUAUAAAUGAACCUUGUGAAACCUUGUAUUUUUUCUUCAUCCAGGGAUGGUGUGUUUUAUUCACAACAUAAUAAAUGUUUAACCUUGUUCAUUGAA